Molecule: messenger RNA, 3506 nt
Organism: Entelurus aequoreus (snake pipefish)
Lineage: Eukaryota; Metazoa; Chordata; Actinopteri; Syngnathiformes; Syngnathidae
Gene: rab11fip4a
Product: RAB11 family interacting protein 4 (class II) a
Exons: 15
Coding region: 451-1758 (435 amino acids)
Biological process (GO): endocytic recycling; regulation of cytokinesis
Cellular component (GO): recycling endosome membrane; midbody; endocytic vesicle
Source: RefSeq, a predicted model, not a curated record
ACAAGAUGAACGUCCUGCUGCUGCUCUUCUUUAAAAAUGAACAAACACCCCAAAUCAAACAAUGGAGGGUCAUCUUGUCCGCGACCAGGAAGUGAUGCUUAUUUUCCUGAGGAAGCUGAAGGAGGUUUUUGAUGUCUGUGACGACGAUGACGACGGAUUUAUUCAAGUCACUCAUUUGCUGCAUUUUGCUCAUCAGUUUGGACAAGAAGAGGAGGUGAAGACCUUCAUCGGCUUCCUGAAUCCUUACACUCACGGGAAGCUUCAUUUCAAAGACUUUUGUCGUGGUGUGUUCGCCAUCAAAGGUUACGAAGAGAUAUUAAAGAUGGUUUUGAGUCCUCGCAGGCUGACGUCUCAGCAAGCAGUUCUGACGGGACAGUUUCUUACCCGAGCCAGCCUUCCCUAGAACACAGUGGUCAUGAUGAAGAAGGUGGUGGAAAUGAGGUGUGUGAAAUGGAAAAGUGCAGUGAAAAUGACAACAUGGCAGACAUUCUGGAGCCGGCAUGGCAGAAGUGUGAGGAGCAGUUUGAAGACUACGGGGAAGGAGACGACGUAGAGUACACUCCAAGCAGCCCGACACCUGACCAGGACAGCCAAGCUCCUUCGGGAUCCUCCCACCCACCAAGUGGUGGACACACACCUCAGCGCCAACUGUACACAAGCGAGCUGCUGGACAUUUACUGUUCCCAGUGCUGCAAGAAAGUCAAUCUGCUCAAUGAUCUGGACGCCCAUCUUCAGAACGUCAAGGCCAGCAGCCCAAACAGGAAGAUAACCAGCACAGCAUUUGGACGUCAGCUGUUCCAGGCCAACCACAGCGUGUUGGAUUGCAGUCAGGGAAGCACCGAAGAUCUGUUAGCCGACAACUGUGAUCUCAACAUCACUCACAAGGUGAGUUAUCUGGAGAAGAAGGUGACAGAGCUGGAGAGCGACAGUCUGGCCAAUGCAUACCUUAAAUCUAAACUCAAACAAGAAAACACCAGACUUGUUCAUAGGGUGCAUGAACUAGAGGAGUUUACGAAGGAUGUGGAGGCCAAAGCAGAUGAGAGUCUGGAGGAAGAGACUAAGAGACACUCAGAUGUUUACUACAAGAUGGAGGGAGAGAGAAACACGGAGAUAGACUUCCUGUGUAACAGGAUCCAGCAGUUGAAGGAAGAGAAUGAUCACAUGAAAACAAAUGUGAGCAGGUUAAGGUCUCGGACGGAGAAACUGGACCAGGAGAAGCAGAAAAAGAUGGACAAACUGGAGGAUACCAGCCUGAGACUAAAAGACGAGGUGGACACACACAGAAGGAUUAUGGCUAAACUUUGGCAAAACCGCCGUGAGUUUCAUAAGGAAAAAGAAUCCAUGCAAGAGCUCGUUGAUGAUCUACGCAAAGAACUGGACUACUUGCAGAUCUUUCAGAGGGACUUGGAGAAUCCUGGGAAGGGCAAAGAGCUUUCUGAAUGCAACACCAAGCCCAGAGAGGUGGAAAUGGAACAGGAGGUCAAGAAACUGAAGCAGGAGAACCAUAAAUUACGAAACCAAAACGACGACUUGAACGCUCAGAUUCUGAGUCUAAGUUUGUUUGAGUCCAGGAGUUUCUUCUCCAGCCACUCCAAGGUGCAAUGUUUGGCUGCUGAGAUCGACAACGCGUCCAAAGAUGAGCUGGUGGAUGCUUCAAAAGCACAAGAGGAGAUCAACUCACGUCUCAGGAAGUACAUGGACAAAAUCAUUUUGUCCAUUCUGGACCACGACCCCUCCAUCUUGGAGAUCAAGUGUUAAGACCUCCAUCUUGGAAAUCAAGUGUUAAGAUUCUGAACCAUGAUCUCCAUUUUGGAGAUCAAGUGUUAAGAUUCUGGACCAUGACCUCCAUCUUGGAGAUCAAGUGUUAAUAUUCUGGACAACGGCCCCUCUAUCUUGGAGAUCAAGUGUUAAGAUUCUGGACCAUGAUCUCCAUCUUGGAGAUCAAGUGUUAAGAUUAUGGACAAUGGCCCCUCCAUCUUGGAGAUCAAAUGUUAAGAUUCUGGACCAUGAUCUCCAUCUUGGAGAUCAAGUGUUAAGAUUCUGGACCACGACCCUCCAUCUUGGAGAUCAAGUGUUAAGAUUCUGGACCAUGACCCUUCCAUGUUGGAGAUCAAGUCUUAAGAUUCUGGACCAUGAUCUCAAAUGAGAUCAAGUGUUAAGAUUCUGGACCACAACCCUUACAUCUUGAAGAUCAAGUGAUACAAUUCUGGACCACGAUCCCUCCAUCUUGGAGAUCAAAUGUUAAGAUUCUGGCCCAUGAUUUCCAUCUUGGAGAUCAAUUCUUAAAAUUCUGGACCACGACCCCUCCAACUUGGAGAUCAAGUGUUAAGAUUCUGGACUAUGACCUCCAUCUUGGAGAUCAAGUGUUAAGAUUCUGGACAACGGCCCCUCCAUCUUGGAGAUCAAGUGUUAAGAUUCUGGACCAUGAUCUCCAUCAUGGAGAUCAAGUGUUAAGAUUAUGGACCACGACCCUCCAUCUUGGAGAUCAAGUGUUAAGAUUAUGGACAAUGGUCCCUCCAUCUUGGAGAUCAAGUGUUAAGAUUCUGGACCAUGAUCUCCAUCUUGGAGAUCAAGUGUUAAGAUUCUGGACCAUGAUCUUCAUCUUGGAGAUCAAGUCUUAAGAUUCUGGCCCAUGAUCUCCAUCUUGGAGAUCAAGUCUUAAGAUUCUGGACCACGACCACUCUAACUUGGAGAUCAAGUGUUAAGAUUCUGGACCAUGACCCCUCCAUCUUGGAGAUCAAGUCUUAAGAUUCUAGACCAUGAUCUCAAAUGAGAUCAAGUGUUAAGAUUCUGGACCACAACCCUUAUAUCUUGGAGAUCAAGUGAUACAAUUCUGGACCACGACCCCUCCAUCUUGGAGAUCAAGUGUUAAGAUUUUGGCCCAUGAUCUCCAUCUUGGAGAUCAAGUCUUAAGAUUCUUGACCACGACCCCUCCAACUUGGAGAUCAAGUGUUAAGAUUCUGGACUAUGACCUCCAUCUUGUAGAUCAAGUGUUAAGAUUCUGGACCAUGAUCUCCAUCAUGGAGAUCAAGUGUUAAGAUUAUGGACCACGACCCUCCAUCUUGGAGAUCAAAUGUUAAGAUUAUGGACAACGGCCCCUCCAUCUUGGCGAUCAAGUGUUAAGAUUCUGGACCAUGAUCUCCAUCUUGGAGAUCAAGUGUUAAAUUCUGGACCACGACCCUCCAUCUUGGAGAUCAAGUGUUAAACACACUGAAAAGGGGAACUGCACUUUUUUUUGGAAUGUUGCUUAUCAUUCACAAUCUUUACUUCAGACAAGAACUUAUAUAUUUUUAUAUGCAUUCUAAAUUGUAAAAUACAGCAAGUAGAAGGUGACUAACAACACAGCUAAAGGGAGUACACUAGUGUGUCCAUAAAGUUAUUUAAAAAACAUCCAAAAAGCACCACUAAUCCUCCAUUUACAUGUUGUGACCUGAAUAUUAACAAGUAAUAAUACCUGGGAUUUAUAUAGCGCUUUUCUAACUACCCAAAGUCGCUUUACACGUGUG